UCCCUUCAUUCAUUGUCAGCUUCCUGGAGCCAUUUUUGAGCUGGCAGGGCUGAGACUCGCGCUAGUUUCUAAUCCAUUGCAUCUGCCUAAAUGUGCUCUCAAUAUACUUUUAAACAUACAAAUAUCGGCAAAUAAGAUCAUAAUCUACUCUUUCAUAUCAAUAUUUUUGAAUUUGUCGCGGUGGAUUAUCUGAAAAGGGGCUUUAAACUAAAGGGACAAAGGGUACCCGAGCCCACAAAGAUGAGAAGAGGGAUCUCAUCAGCCCCGGAUAAAGUAAUAAUAGCAGGGGUUGGAGGCUCUUUAGAUAAAAAUGCGGUAUUGACAGCAUUGUCCGACCGGUUAACCCCUCAUUUUACAACUGCCACUUAUAUCCAAAUUAUAACUCCACCGCCCUGCAUUACACAGACUUCAAAUGUCUGUUUGUCCGAACCUCCAGCUGGCAGUAUAUAUUCCACUCCAAACGGAGCAACAAACGGAACCGGACAACGACCUACAUUAGGACGUCCACCGGCCAAGCGGAGGUUGGCGUUGGAUGAGUCGGACCACCAGUACCCCAUCGAAGGAGCCAGGACCCCCAGGGGAAAGGCUGGAGGAGCCUCCGGGCCUGGGCUCAAGAGCCCCAAAACUCCGAGGUCACCGGUAGAGAAGACGCGCUACGACACGUCGUUGGGCCUGCUGACGAAGAAGUUUGUUGAGCUGCUGGGCCAGUCGUCUGACGGAGUCAUCGACCUCAAUCAGGCCGCGGAGGUUCUCAAGGUGCAGAAGAGGCGCCUCUAUGACAUCACCAACGUACUGGAGGGGGUGCACCUGAUCAAGAAGAAGUCUAAGAAUAACAUCCAGUGGAUGGGCUGUAACCUGUCUGAGGAUGGGUCUACGUUGACCAGCAGCCAGAGUCUGAGCAGUGAGCUGUGUGACCUGGGUCAGGAGGAGAGGAGACUGGACGAGCUGAUCCAGAGCUGUACCCUGGACGUCCAACAGAUGACAGAGGCCUCGCACAGCCACAAGUUUGCGUAUGUGACAUACCAAGACAUCCGUCAGCUACGUCACCUGAAGGACCAGACGGUCAUCGUGGUGAAAGCUCCCUCUGAGACCAAGUUGGAGGUACCAGACCCACAGGAGGGCCUGUCGGUCCUCCUCACCAGCACCAAGGGGCCUAUUGAGGUGUUCCUCUGUCCGGAGGAGAACAUCGGUAGUCCUGUGAAGAACGGCGGCCCGGAUGUCCAAGGAAACUCCUCGCCUUUCCUCAAAGUGUCAGCAGAGAGCGCAACAGACCGCGGCAGUAACGACUACAUCCCUCCAGAUCGCUCUGCGGUGAUGGUGACCAACCUGUCCCCCAUCACCUCCCCUUUCACCAGCCUCCUGCUGCAAACGGAGGACCAGAUCCCCUCCUCCCUGUCUGGGCUCCUGGAGGGCCACGGGGCCGGGCCCUUCGUCAACCUGUCCCCCCCGCUCCUCAACGAGGACUACAUGCUGAGCUUAGAGGACGACGAGGGGAUCAGCGAUCUGUUCGACACCUGUGACUUUGACAAGCUUCCUCUGGAAGAACUCAUGUGUCCCUCGAUGUAAGAGGGGGGGUGGAAGACGGGAUGUGUCCCCUCCCCCCAUUACUGAAUAGAGGGAGGGGUGGAAGACGGGAUGUGUGUCCCCCCUCCCCCAUUACUGAAUAGAGGGAGACAUAGGGGACCCUUGUCUCUGCUGUGUUCACGUGUACCAGGAGAGACGGGGAAAUGUCUGCUGUGUUCAUAUGUAACUGUCAUGGAGGAGCAGAGAGGGAACCGUCUGUAGAGAGAGACUGCACCAUGAGGGGAGCUCCUUGGCACUCCUUUCCCUCUGUUUAAAGAGGAUUAGGUACACAGGGCAUGCUGGGUAAAAGAUCUCUCUCUCCCUGUGCCUGCCUGUUUGUCGAGGCAGUACACUGGGCCAGGUGGGUGAAAGCCCCCCCCCCCCAGCCCACCGUCUUUCUCUCCUUGUACCUGCCUGUUUGUCGAGGCACUGUAGACUGCCUUAAAACUGGGUCGUGUUCAGUAGGAACAAAACGUAUAAACUCAUUGAAACUGAAACAGGGGAUGUUUUCAAUUUCGGUUGCGGAAAGGUUUUGCCUCGCUUGUGGCCUAAUGAAAACGACCCUGACCAACUCUUCUCUCUCUUCUCAGACCUUCUUGAUUACUGAGAGCUGCCUUUUAUCCUAACUGGCGCUGGUGGAAACGCCUCCGUAACCAUCUGUGUGUUUUUAGACAGCUGCUCGUGUGUUCCUUCUGGAUGCUUCUCUGCCGUGUCAGGUGACCAGCUUGACCCUAUGGCUGAUCUACGUUUGUGCUGAUGAGGUCUAUGCUUUUGUCUUCGUACGUAGAAAAUGGCAGUGACAGUGUGAUGAUAGUUAUUUUGGCACAAAAAAACCAUUGAGUUUGUCUUUGAAACUUUUAGGAACCAGGGCCUCUACUCUUAAUACUUUAGAGCAACACUCAAGUUGACCCCUUAUUUUCGAUUGGGGACUUGUCAAGAUAUUAUCUCCUACUUAUAACUGACAUUCAUAUUAACUGUCUAAUGACCGACGAGGGAUAUUUAGCUUUUUUGUUGCUGUGGGCAAAUAAUGGGUUUACAAGCGUCACCCA
Oncorhynchus keta (chum salmon) is the source of this 2612-nucleotide messenger RNA. RefSeq names its product transcription factor E2F3-like. Lineage: Eukaryota; Metazoa; Chordata; Actinopteri; Salmoniformes; Salmonidae. Bases 241 to 1566 code for a protein of 441 amino acids. Gene Ontology annotation, molecular function: DNA-binding transcription factor activity, RNA polymerase II-specific; RNA polymerase II cis-regulatory region sequence-specific DNA binding; protein dimerization activity. The transcript has 7 exons. Gene Ontology annotation, biological process: regulation of transcription by RNA polymerase II. Gene Ontology annotation, cellular component: RNA polymerase II transcription regulator complex. The record is from RefSeq and is a predicted model, not a curated record.